CCCCGUUGUUUGUUUACCAUGUCAGCUGGCGAGGCGAGAGCAUGCUGGCGAAGAUCCUGUUCCUUCUCGCCUCUGUAGCGCCCUUCCUCGUGCUCCUGCAGGGUUCCUGGGCCAGCGAGAAGGCCUUUAACAUCUUUCGGUAUCCUCCUAAUAAUCUGGACAGGAAAUAUGGCCGGGUUUCCGAGCACGAGAGGAGAGAGUUGGCCAAUGCUACGAGGGCCAUGUUCUACUUCGGCUACGAGAACUACAUGAAGCACGCAUACCCUAAGGACGAGCUCAACCCCAUCUACUGCAGCGGGAGAGGGCCCGACUGGGAGAAUCCGUCCAACAUCAACAUCAAUGAUAUCCUGGGAGAUUAUUCUCUGACCCUCAUUGACGCCUUAGACACGCUUGCAAUUCUUGGAGAUGCCGUUGAGUUCCGGAGAGCCGUGCAGCUGGUUAUUGAGAAUGUCACCUUCGACAAGAAUUCAACGGUGCAGGUCUUCGAGGCUAAUAUUAGGCUUCUGGGAGCCUUACUGUCAGCCCACCUCCUCAUCCUUGACAAGAGCAAGCCCUUUGGUGACCUGGAGCCAGAAUGGUACGAUGGCGAACUCCUUGAGAUGGCCUCAGAUCUUGCCUCAAGACUGCUUCCAGCCUUUGACAAUUCCAAAACAGGUCUCCCCCACCCUAGGGUGAAUUUGCGUGAUGGUGUGCCCAAGGGUAGUCGGACGGACACGUGCACAGCAGGAGCAGGAACUCUCUUAGUAGAAUUUGGAGUUCUUAGUCGCCUCAUUGGAGACCCAGUGUAUGAGAUGUCAGCCCGGCGAGCCAACAAAGUGCUGUGGAACCUGCGGAAUGCAAAGACUGGGCUCUUCGGCAACGUGGUGGAUGUGGACACGGGCAAGUGGAUGGGGGAGCUGAGUGGAGUGGGGGCUGGGCUGGACAGCUUCUAUGAGUACCUCCUCAAGGCUUUCAUUCUUUUUGGGGAGGAAGAUGAUUAUUCAAUGUUCAAUGAGACAUACACACUCGUCAAGCAGUAUAUGAGGCGUGGUCGGCCACAUUGUAAUUCUGGGUUUGGCGAGCAUCCUCUGUAUGUGAAUGUUGAUAUGAAGAAUGGAGGAACACAAACCACUUGGAUAGAUUCGCUUCAGGCAGCAUUUGCUGGAGUGCAGGUUUUAGCUGGAGACAUGGAAGAGGCCAUUUGCACACAUGCCCUGUACUACACAAUAUGGAAGAAGUAUGGGGUUCUGCCUGAGAGGUUCAACUGGCAACGCAUUUCUCCGGAUGUGAUGUUUUACCCUUUGAGACCAGAGUUUGUGGAGUCAACCUAUCUCCUAUAUCAGGCCACACGCAACCCCUUCUACCUGCACGUGGGCAGAGAUAUCCUGACGUCACUGAAUAACCUGACGCGGGCAGAGUGUGGCUAUGCAACCGUCCACUCAGUGCUUGACAUGACGCUCGAGGAUCGGAUGGAGUCCUUCUUCCUUUCAGAGACUUGCAAAUACUUGUACCUUCUCUUCGACAUAGACAACCCAGUGAACUUGAAGUCCCAUCAGUACAUGUUCACAACCGAGGGCCACAUCUUGCCCCUGGGACCUUGGCUGCGUAAGAAGAGAUGGGAUGUUGACCUCUUCCAAAAUGCAGAAACUGUGAUACAAGUCAAUGCUUCUCAUGCUUCUUGUGCAGCAAUAGAUAAGGAAAGAAUUUAUGGCCUACCAUUAAGAAGUCACUAUCUGGAGCAGAUCUCAGGAACACUUGGAGUUGAGUUAUGAUAAAGGAUGGUUUUAGCAUUGGAAGGCUGCCACAAGAACCUAAAGAUAAUAUAAUAUAGUGAGUUUAGUGCUGGAAGUAAACAGUGGCUUUUGGGCAAAUGAAUGCAGUUGAAGUAACACCAUAUAAUCUUAUCCAGGUCUUUUCUGUAGGUAUGCCUGUAGUCAAAAUGUUGGUUUAAGAGUUUUAUACCAAUUCUGUCUCCUAAGGUUUUUAUACGUGCAUUAGGGUUUGUGUGUUAUGUUGGCUGGAGAUUUUCCAUGGUUGUACAGCAUAACACUUUUCCUUUGGAAAUUGAUAUUUAGAUCAUUCUCUCUUUUUUUCCAUUCAAGUUGGGGACCUUUUUGAAAAUCUUCACACAUUCACAUCUUCUGUGAAACUUUUGAAACUUUGCAGCACAUUUCCUUUUUUGUCAUCAUUAUGUUAUUACUGUUGGUUGUGGCUCAUGAAGUGUUUAAUCUGUCAUAAUUUUCACACUAUACACAGGCAAUAUCUCGCUAAGUGCCUAAAGUAGGUCAGUAAAGUUAAGUAACAUUUAUUUUCCUACCUGUACAAGAGUAAGUCAGGUAGAAUAUCAUGAAAAUACAUUAAUCGCUCAUCAUUCCACUAUCUUUUAAGAAGCCAUUGUAGCCUUUAUUUACAUGUCAAACCUUCAAUGUAUUGUGAGAUGUUUAAGACACUUUAGAAAGGAGAUGGAAAUUUGUGUGCGUAAAUUAUGGGUGGAAAGUUAUAUAUUUUAUAUGGAUGUUGAUUUUAUCCUUUGUUCUUCUUUCGUUAUGUAGUAAGGGCUUGAAUAUGAGGAAUGAAGUUUGAAAAUGGUAAGAAUGAAAUGUAUUGUAAAAAAUGAUGGUUAGCAAGUAUCCAAAGUUCCUUACUUCUUCAUUGUAUUUAAUUCUUUCUACUUUUAGCACACUGUUAUUGCAUGUCCUUAAGCUCACUUGCCCGUGCCUAUUUGUACAUGUAUGCACAUGGCAAUACGUUUACCUUUUCUCUUGCCAUUAUUUCUUCUCUAUAUUUCAAGUUCAUUCCUCCAGAGCGAUGUCAACUGAUCUCGUCUGUUGACCUUUCAGAAGCUUAGAAGUUAUGGAAUUGUCAUAGAAAUUCAUAUUAUUAUGAACCUUCCUGUUCAUAACAUUAGCACCUAGUAAUUGAUUUUUGUUUUCGAUCAUUCCAGGAUCUCUAAUGACUGUUUAAUGAGAUCAGCUAAGGUUUUGUGUGUGCAAAGAUUUGUGAGUUUAAUUUUGAACAAAGGUAAUUGCAUAUGCCAACCAUUUAUUACCAGUAAAUAGAUUAUUGACAUGAAAGUGGUCAUAAAAGAAAAAAUAUAUAUAUAUCAUUGCUGUCUUUCAGUCAUUGCUUUUCCUGUUUUUUCCUUCUAUCUUUCUUACCAACUUGUUUAAUGUUUUUGUUUUUAUAAGGUAUAUAGCAGCUUUCAUUAUAAGUUACAUGGAGACUAACAGAACUCAAGAGAUAAUUUUUUGUUUGUAUGUUUUGAAAACCCUGAAGAAAUUAGAAGAAAAAAAGAAAAAGAAGAUACGAGAUUGCUGUGUCAUUGAUUACUGUUUUUUUGUGUGUAAAUUAUGUAGUCCCAUCACACUGUAUGUCAUUUUUUACAAUCCAAACAUCAGGUUUUGCUCAACAUUUGAUACUUCCAAUGAAAUUCCCUCACAUCUCAUCAUUAUAAAGUAGGAAUUUUUAUAGUCAUUUAAAAUCAUCAAAUUAAAUGUCAUCCACAACAUAUUUAUUAACUGUAUAUUCACUCAUAAUAGUUGAAAAUACCUUUUUGUGUAACUUAAAAAAAAAAAAAAAAAUGUUCACUAGGUUUAUUCACCAGUAAAAGUAACAAUCACUUUUUUAGAGUUAAAAGAUAAAAUACAAUAUUUUAGACCAACUAGUCUCAGAUAUGCAUUCCAUAGUCAUCCAAGCAAAUGUGGCUCUCAUAAAUUACUUUACAAGGAAAAGAAAUAUUAGUGCAUAGUUGAUAAGGUUUUAUAAAAUCUGUAAAUUAUCCUAAAUUAAAAUAUGCAAAGAAGGAUUAUUAUUUAUUGAUAUUCAUAUUCUUGAUUCUUUUAUCAUAUUGAAUUUUUUAUUGUUAUUGUAAUUAGUAUUGUAAUUAUUAUUAUUGUUGUUUAAAAUCAUCAUCAUCGUUAUUAUUAUCAUUAUCGUGAUCAUCAUCAUCAUUAUUACUACUACCUGUGGUUGUUUAAUGGAGAGUGUUUUCAUAACAUUCUUAUUAAUGUAAAAAGGAAAGGUUACUUAAUGUUUAUUUCAAGAGAAAUAAAUGCCUUGACUAAUUGGGAAAGUUUUGAGUAGCUUUUGACAGAAAUGUAUUAAUUGAUGAAAUCUUUGUUAAAUUAAUAUUUUAUUUGAUGUUCUAGAUAUAUAUCAGAAAAUGAAUGAAGGUUGAUUAGUAUUUUUCAAAAGCUUAUUUAUGUACAACUCCACACUGACGUGUUUUGUGUUGUCACAAAACUGCAUUGUUUCACAAUCCCGUUUUCAUUAUCUCACUGUAAAUUUUUAUGUAAUUGAGGUAAGACCAUAUUUUCCU
Penaeus monodon (black tiger shrimp) is the source of this 4297-nucleotide messenger RNA. RefSeq names its product ER degradation-enhancing alpha-mannosidase-like protein 1. Gene Ontology annotation, molecular function: mannosyl-oligosaccharide 1,2-alpha-mannosidase activity; calcium ion binding. Gene Ontology annotation, cellular component: membrane; endoplasmic reticulum. NCBI's taxonomy places the organism in Eukaryota, Metazoa, Arthropoda, Malacostraca, Decapoda, Penaeidae. The record is from RefSeq and is a predicted model, not a curated record. The transcript has 10 exons. Bases 42 to 1751 code for a protein of 569 amino acids. Gene Ontology annotation, biological process: carbohydrate metabolic process; mannose trimming involved in glycoprotein ERAD pathway; endoplasmic reticulum mannose trimming.